AUGGUAGUCGUUGUGAAGGACUAUAUCACAGACAACUUUUCCAGCAAGGAACAGCUAAGACAGGAAGUCCUUCAUGAAGCACAAGUAAUCUCUCAGCUUGGCGACCAUCGAAACCUCCCUUUACUGUAUGGAAUAUGCACUAUCAAUCUUCCAUACAAGAUGGUUUUACAAUUCCACGGAAUAGGGGAGAAAAGUGUCACACUUCACAAGGCAGUCAAGACAAAGAAAUUGACGAACGAACAGUGGUUUGACAUUGUCAAAGGUGUUGCUGCCGGUUUAAACCACGUGCACGCAAGAGGAUACUUGCAUAAUGAUUUGAAAGUCAACAACGUGGUUUUUGAGAACUCUACAGGCGAGUACCAUAGCGUCAUAAUUAAUUUUGGUAAGAGUUCCAAGAUUUCUGCCAAUUCAAGGAGAAAAAACCUUUCCAAAGAGGAGCAGCUAAAGUACACAGCAAGCUAUCCACACAUUGCGCCUGAAAUUGUAGAUGGCAGCAGCGAUCCCUCCAUUAAGAGUGACGUUUUCUCUUUUGCAAAGCUAUUGCAAUUUGUAGAAAAACACUCAUCUUUUGAAAUAGGUGGACGAGUAGGCUGCAUGGCAUAUAGUGCAGCUCUUCUACAGAAUCCUAAAAUGCGGCCUACACUUAUGCAAAUUAUAAAUUACAAUAAGUAA
Molecule: messenger RNA, 672 nt
Organism: Actinia tenebrosa (Australian red waratah sea anemone)
Lineage: Eukaryota; Metazoa; Cnidaria; Anthozoa; Actiniaria; Actiniidae
Product: sporulation protein kinase pit1-like
Source: RefSeq, a predicted model, not a curated record